AUUUUGAAUCCAUUUACAACAUUAUUAACAGCGGAUCGGACCGUAGACUAGACUGGAACUGAGACUAUUUCGUGGGGACACAUUUCGGACAUCCAUCAGUGCACUGGCGCUGAGCUUAGCAGACGUCUGUCCUAACUUAGACCAGGGUAAGAGCUGGAACUUGGCAGGUGUGCUGAGGGUAAGACUUGAUUGACCACGAUGGAGCGGUCAAGAGUGAGAGAUGAGCGGUCAGAUGUUCUGCAGAGAGUCCGGAAAAUGAUGGAUGAGCUGGAGGAACCACUUCAGCAGCCGACGUCGACUGCUCCUCUGCAAGACGAAGAGGAAGAAGAAGAGAACACGAGAUUCACGAGCAAGCAGACAGACGUUUACGAUGAUGGAACAAACACAUUCUUCUGGCGGGCCCAUUCAAUCACUGUGUUGGUUGGAAUGCUGGCAGCUCUGGUUUAUGUUGCUGCCGUUGAAGAUGUGAAAUUAGACACAGCAUUCAAUAUAAAGAGAGGUAUGACUGCGUGUGUGAUAGCGUUCUGUAUGUUUGGAAUGACCCAGGCUAAAGACGGACCGUUCAAGCGACCUCAUCCAGCAAUAUGGAGGUUCUUCCUGUGCCUUAGUAUCAUAUAUGAACUCUUUCUUGUCUUUUUAUUAUUCCAGUCUGUUGAUGAUGCCCGACAGCUGAUGAGCUCCAUCGACCCAGACCUUGGCAAGGAGCUUCCAGAGAAGACGUACGCUGAGGACUGCAGCUUCUACACUCCGGGACACCAGGAAGGAACCUUCCAUAACUUCUGGGGAAAAAUGGACAUCUUUGUGUUGGCUCACGUCCUAGGCUGGUACUUCAAGAUGCUGAUGAUCCGAGAUUACUGGUUGUGUAAUAUAUUGAGUAUUGCGUUUGAGCUCAUGGAAUACAGCCUUGAACAUCAACUCAACAACUUUGGGGAAUGUUGGUGGGACCAUUGGAUCUUAGAUUUCAUUAUCUGCAAUGGUCUUGGUAUCUGGCUUGGUAUGCUGACCCUCAACUAUCUCAACAUUAAGACAUACAGCUGGAGGGGACUAUAUCAUAUACCAUCCUAUGGAGGAAAGCUAAAGCGGAUGAUCCUUCAGUUCACUCCAUACAGCUGGACUAGAUUUGAAUGGAGACCGACGGAGAAUCUCAAGAGAUGGAUAGCUGUGCUAGUCAUUUGUACAGUGUGGACUCUGGUUGAGCUCAAUACCUUCUACCUCAAGACUGUGCUGUGGAUCCCUCCACCUCACUUCAUCAACUGGGCUCGGCUAUUUAUCCUCGUCCCUGUAGGCUCCGUGGCCUUGAGGGAGACAUAUCAAUACAUCGAAGAUCCGUACUGCAAGAAGUUUGGCCAGCAAUCGUGGGUCUUGGUUGCUAUCACCAUCAGCGAGACUCUCAUCUCGGUCAAGUUCCAGUUUGAGGUGAUCACCAAGCCCUUACCCCGUCCCAUCGCUAUGGCCUGGUUGAUCUUUUUCUUAGUCCUAGUCCUCUGGACCAUCUGGCGAUUCUGCAUCUGGUCUCCGACCCGAUGGCACAGCUCCAGCCAUCCUGACCCCCAGGACGCUACCCAUGGCAAUGGUCAACUGGACGGAGAGGAGAAGGAAGUCACUCGGACGGUCAAGACCACCAAGAUGGUCAGCUCGGUCACCAAGCGCAGUUCCGCAUCGUCUCGCGUCGUAGGACCAGACGGAGACGGUGUGGACAAUGGUCUGGACAACCAUGGCAGCCCUUAUGCAACAAGGUCGAAAAAAGGGGUGGUCAAUGGAAAAUAAAAUUGUGAUCUCUGAAAGUAAAUUAUGUAACACAUACACAUGCAAUAGGCAUUGUUAUGUGCUGAUGUGAAAUAUAUUUUUAAACGUUUUCUACACCUUUUUCUCUCUCUGAAAUCUUUCCCUUUAAGGAACACCCGUAACUUUAACAUGAUAGUGAAUUUCACUCUGCACUAUUAAUUGUUGCAUGGUUGAUUAUGCACAAUGAAACAAAGUAACUCUUCCUUGUUCAUGAAGCACUUAUUGUCAGACAAUAAUUAUUUUAUAUACUUUUGGGACAAUGUCAUGGGUUAUUAAUAGAAUAAUUAAGAAUACCAUUGGUGGUACAGUGUACUAGAUUCAUCCUUAU
Messenger RNA from Strongylocentrotus purpuratus (purple sea urchin), 2113 nucleotides. RefSeq names its product phosphatidylserine synthase 2 (gene ptdss2). The record is from RefSeq and is a predicted model, not a curated record. The coding region runs from base 199 to 1767 and encodes 522 amino acids. Gene Ontology annotation, biological process: phosphatidylserine biosynthetic process. Gene Ontology annotation, molecular function: L-serine-phosphatidylethanolamine phosphatidyltransferase activity. The transcript is spliced from 11 exons. NCBI's taxonomy places the organism in Eukaryota, Metazoa, Echinodermata, Echinoidea, Camarodonta, Strongylocentrotidae.